Molecule: messenger RNA, 10967 nt
Organism: Pocillopora meandrina
Lineage: Eukaryota; Metazoa; Cnidaria; Anthozoa; Scleractinia; Pocilloporidae
Source: the annotation of a GenBank genome assembly
UGUCCGCUCACGCUAUAGUCACAUGACACUUAAAGUUCUUUACUUCCUUGUAAUUGCUUUCACUUUGGUAGCGAUAUGGCUAUUCCGUAAAAUUUUGCUCUUUUGUGAUUAAUCUAGCACACAGCUUUUGACAAAGUUGGAUGCUUGUUAUGGUAAGUUGUAGAUUCUAUACUUUGUGCGGCUUCGUUCUAAUUGCAAGAUACAAAAAACUCGAAAAGAGAGCACUCGUUUGCCAGAUCUUGAGUGAGACAGGAACUAGCAGGCUCCUUGAACAAAUUUCUUCUUUUCAAAGCGGGUUAUCCUAAUAGUGAACCUCCUUUUGAUAGUCUUUAGGCCAAAACAGAGAUUUUCCAACUCAGUUCUGGUGUCUAUCAGUGUUACUCAGUGGAGUAACAUCAGUCGAAUGACAUCUAGAAAAUAUUGCAAAAUGAAGUCCAUAGCAUUCAUGCUCAACUUAUUUCAAACUGAUAAUUUUACUGGUACUUCUUACUUACACGCGGAAGCUAGAAUCUUCUUUUAUGAAAUGAAAAUUUAACCUCGGGUUCAAAAAUUACAAGUUGGCGGUGGUCGAUCUCUUGCUAACUGGGUAACUGUCGUUGUAGUUGCGUUCAAUUAUUUUGGGGUACAGUGUGUUUUAUUUGUGUUGUAUUUCCUUUAAUAAUUCUAUUUAUUUCCUCUGUAAUUUGUUGCAGAACUCCAGAAAUCAAAAUGUCAAGUGAUUGCCACCGUGGCAUUUAAACCAUGGCAAGUGCAGCCGGGUAAGUGUUUGACAAUCAGUUUAAAAGUCUUUGAGGGUUUGCUUGACUUGUGCUUGCAACAAUAAUUGUCACAAACCAAGCUUGCGCUCGAAAAGUUUAAGAUUAGAAGAUGUACCUUAUGGUCGUUUCUUAGUAAUUUUCUGGCUCAUCCUUUGAACUAUGACUCAAACAUUUUCAAAAAGCUUCCAUGCUUCUCUUUGCCUCCUCUAUUUAUUGUUUUGGGUUUUACUUUGAAUUACAUACUUCAGCUCAAGAAAAAAUACCAAGGCCUUUAAACUGACUUGUAAAUUAUAUCCAAGAUAUAUAAAUAAAUAAAUAAAUAAAUUUGAUAAACAAAUAAAUAGAUAAACGAAUAUAGAUAAAUAAAUAUAUAUAUAUAUAAUAUUUAUAAUAAAUGUGGGGGUAGAGUCUACCUUGACAUAAAGUGCUCAAUGCUGUGGUAACAGAUCUGAGUAUAUAUAAGUGAAAGAAUCAAAGAGGACACAUUGAUUCUCUGUUACUCUGAGUUUCGUGCCUAUUAGCGCUCGUCAGACAGAACUUUAUUCAAUGGAGAGCAAACCUCCUAAUUAUAUACAAAUUAGAUAAGUAGCUAAUUAAUUCACUAGCAUAAUGAUCUGAUCUACAUGUGAAAUAAAGAUUCUAUAGAGCUAUUGUUGGCAGCUUGUGAAAUUUACUAAGUAAAACUUAUUCUCGUGGAGGCAUUUAGAAAUAAGUUCUGGUCUUUUGUUUAAUAGAGAUGGCUUCUUAGCUCUAACUAAAUAAAGUUUUUCUGUGAGGCACAUGUGGCACCGCUUGCUUUUGUUGCUGUAGGCUGGAGUGGUCACUAAAAUACUCCAGUUUAUUGUAAAAUUGGUGUUGCUGUCUUUGAAUGUCCAGAUAUGCUUUGAUAGUUCCGUGCUGUUUGAAUAGUUUCUGUUGCAAAAAGAAAGUUUGUGUUGCAUGUAAUGUUGUUUAAAAGUUCCUUCAGUUAGUCCAAUGUAAUUCUUUCUGUUUGUGUCAUUUUCUGUUGUUACAUUGGCGUUGUAGACGACGCUUGAAGUGAGGCAGUUGUUUUCAGAGGGCAGUUAUUUUUUUUCCUGCAGUUACAUUUGUUUUCAGUGGAGGGUGUCUUGCUUGUCUCAAGGAUUUUUCUGUUGUGCUUCUUAAUUAUGGUUUGUGGGUUGUCUGUGCAGCUAUAACUAACUUUCAUGUUGUUUUUGUUGAAAAUUUUGCUGCACCAGUGAUUUUUUGUGAAAUGUUUACUGAAGAGGUUCAGAAACUCUCUGCCGAUGUUUGUUUGUACAUUCAUGCUGUAGGGUGGAUUAAAUCAAAUGUUUCUUUGUCUGUUCUUGCGGCUGUUCUGUGUGGUGUGAGUUACAGGUUUCUUGUGUUCAGUGUGGAUUAAUUCUUCGUCGUGUCCACUUUGUUUAAGAGCACUUUCAUAGUGUGGUUUGGCUUUGUUAAAGAGUUCUUUGCUUGAGAUGUCUGAGAUUCGUCGGCCGAUGGCUGCUGGUAGGUGUUUUAUUAUUGUAGGCGGAUAGUUGGAAUUGGUGUCGAUGUAGAGAGUUUUGUUGUUGGGCUUUCUACUUAGCAAAUUUCACAAGCCGCCACUGCACUUUGUGGAUCUUUUUGGCUUUUGUACUAAAAAAAAAAAAAAAAAAAAAAAAGAAAACAAAGCAAAGGAAAAGAACAGUCAUUUGGAGCAAAGAUAAUUAGAAAAAGGCUCUCAGGCAGCCAAUCACUUCUAAUAAUCUGGAUGAACAUAAACCUAACCCUUCCAACCUCCAAAAAAAGAUAGUUUCUGCAAAUAAACAUGCAUGCUCUUAAUCCUUUGAGUCCUUUGAAUGACCAGGACAGAAUUUCUCCUUACUUUAUCUAUACAAUAUCAAGCAGACAAGUGAUGAGAAAAAAGGAAAGUAUCCGUUAUGGUAUUUCUAAUUGAUGCGACACCAAAUUCUCCAAACUAAUAUAUUGAGAAUCAUUUGGAAGACAGUAAAGAGAAUUAAUAAUGAGAUCUUGGGAGUUAAAGGGUUGAGGAGAGACAAGCUAAAUGAUGGCUAAGGUUUUUGAACAGGCUUUGAUUUAUGUAAAAUGCAUUUUGGUGGGUUCCUCAACCUCCCAGUGCUUGAGCCAAGAUCCCUGAUUUUAUAUUAUAUUUUAAAAUGUUGUAAUCUUCCUGCGUUUUUACUUUCAAAUCUGUUUGUUGUUACUGAAGGCCAAGCCACUUUUGUUUGACUGAUGAUCAGAAACGAUGGCUUGUGGCAGGAAUUGCACUCAACAAGAUCCUUGUGCCAAAAAUACGUUCAUUUGUGGAGCAGGAGGUUGGAAAAGAGUACAACAACCUUAAGAGCAGUCACACCAUUCAUAUACAGACCAAACCUCAUUAUCUCAAAGCAUGGCCAACUUCUAAAGAUUUCCUUAAGUAUGAAAACAUUAACUGCAAUGAUGGCCUCCCUAAGGUGAAGAAACAUGGGAAAUAUGUGUAUGACUACAACUCCUUCAACUACCAAGUCACAUCUCACGUUGACUUUGCAAGGCUGUUUGUGCAAAAUUACAUGGCUAAGUUUACUGCAUUUGAUGACCACUGUGAUACUUCUGCUGUGUUACAGCUGCUUCUUCGCAUUCCAGCAUUUUCUUCAGCUGUGCAAACUGCAGCAGAUAAUGUCAGAAAGACAAGGAAUGAUUGGGCCCAUUGUGGUUUCAACAAGUGGGAUCAGCCCAAUUUUUCUAGGAGCUUUUCUGACAUGGAACAACUGGUAAAGAGCUUGGCACUUCCAGUGGCUGGGAAAAUACUUGGAGAACUUAAAGACUGGGAAACUAAAGGUAAUUACUUUUCAAUUUACUGGAACCAUCUUUUUGCUAUAUGUUACCAGUAGUACCCUGGGUAUUAAAAUCACCCAGGUUUGCUCAAGAACAAGGAAAAAUUGAUGGAAGGUGGAAUAAAGUGUUAUACAUGUGAAAUUAUCUUCUUAUUUCAAAACUAAUAUUCUUGUUAAUUUUUUCUAUCCUGUUAUCUAUGAAUUUGGUCUGUUUUAGUGGGCUGCAGGAACACACCCAUCAAAAUAAUCAUACAGUGUCAUGAGAGGGGUGGCCAAGUGGUUUCGUGACUCCUAGAGGUUUCAUACCUAAGUCAUUUUGUACCCAGUCAGUUUAUUCAUUUCUUACCCAGCUUGGUCGUUUCAUAAACCAAGUAAAGAAAGUAUGUUUUCUUUGUUAACAAUUGGAGAAAAUAUAUCAUACUUACACAAGCUGUUAUUGUUAAAAAAUUCAUAGGUUAAAACAAUAGACUAUUUGCAUCUGCCUUGCGAAAGGCAAUAAUUAAGUUGUGUUUACUAAGAAGGUCACAAGUAUACACAACAGGAUUUUGUUUGUAUCUUAAUCACUUGGCUCUUCUAACUUGUCAUAUGCAAUGAUUGACAUUUAUCACGGGCUUGUGCGUGAGGUAUUUUGAGUGAUUAUGAUAUGAAUCGAUCAGGGGUUUGGGUAUGAACUGACUUAAACUUGGGUACAAACUGACUCAAACUUGGGUACAAACUGAUUCAAACUUGGGUAUGAACUGACUCAAAUUUGGCCACAAACCAACUAAAAUCUGAGUACGAAAUGACUGGGUAUGAAAUGACCAUAUACUGGCCAUUAGUCUUGUUAAUCAUGUGCUGAACGUGAAUAUUGGACUAUGAUGUCAAAAUAGUGGGUGCCUGGAAAGUGCAUGCAACAAGGAAAAUAAUCAAAUCAUACUUAAAAAAGCAGAAAACAUCCUUGAAAUUAAGUGCCAGGCCUCCCCAAACCAUAAUAUAAAAAAAUAUCCCCCCUCAAAUAAGUAUCAUUCCGCCACCCCUUUUUCCCGUACUUUCUCACAUAUUAGAGACACAAGGAAAACUUUGUGCUAAUUGCCAAUGAUUUAUACCUUUUUGAGCUUCAACUACAGAGGAAUUAAUGCAGGAGAAUAGUUGGUUGACUGGCACUACCAAUUAUUUUUAUCUCCACAUGCUGGCUGCUCUUUUAAAUUUUUUCCUGUUUCUACACACUUGGUAAAUGCUGUACCCUUUCCAGGAACAAUUAGGUCAUUCUUUAAGGAUCAGUAAUUCCUAUGAUAAUUAUUGAAGUUAUCAGGAAGCGUUUGAAGGAAGCAGUUAAUAAUCAUGAUAAGCACCCCCCUUGAUUAAGUGCCCUCCUUCCGAUAAGCGCCUUUCCUUUUAGCCAAAAUUCAUAUUAUUUACAUACAAUUACUAAAAAUAUUUACGGCUCUCUCUCCGCCCCCCCGUCUUCCUCCUUCUAAGAUCUAUAAAGACCAGACCUCAGCUUCCACUGAAGUGUGGGUUGGCCCCAUAAUGAUGGACAAGGAUGUAAUUGAGGAAUUACAAUUAAUUAUUUUGCAAAAAUGGAGAUAGAUUUGUUGGAGCAUGUCUUUGCGUUAUUUUGGUCAACUGAAAUGCAGUUCAUUUUGUACCCAAUUGUGCCUUCCUAUGUCCUAUCAGAUUUGUUUGAAUGCAUUUGAGUUCUCAUUUAUUAUUUUUUCAAUGCAGAUAAAUUAUUUCUCUAAGUGGUAUGUCCACCAGCUACUCUAAGAAAAAAAUUGACUUUUGUGCAAGAUCUCCAAUCAACAGAUCACGAUUGAUAGCUAAAGCGUUCUUGAUUCAAACAAACGAGACGAAAAUCACUCUCAGCGGUUUAUCUUCGUCAGCGUUCUGAAAUAACUCUUACACAGUCUACAGAAAACAUCAGAGUUGGAUGCUGCAUCGUUAGGUAGAUACUCAGACUUCAGGUUCUCCAUGGAGCGACAAAACGAAACAAAAAAGCAGCUUAAGGUGCUUGACAAGCACUUGUAAUGACUAGUUUUCAUUGAAGGUUUGAUCGUUGAGUGGUUGACUACAUGUAGAAACGUCGUAAUCACUUUUCACUUGUAUUACCAGGAACAGCUCUUUGCCAGAAUUCUCCUGUAGAUCCAGUACUGUUACAACUGGUCCAGCAGGAGCUUAACUUUCUUCAAGUUUCUGUGGACAACAUGUGUGUGGAAAAUGAAGAAGACAGGACUAAGGUCGCGAACGCGUUACGAACUGUUGGAGAAAGUCUGGAGGAGAUGAAAAAAAGAGUGGAGAACUUGGAGUUCCGGGUAGAAGUUGUUGAGCGUAGACAGGAUGAUUUCGAAGGUGCGUUAGUUUGUUCUUUUGUCAUUGCGUUGAAAUUUUGUGGGUGAUCACUUUGUUCAUAGUAAAGUGUUUCGAAGAAAAAUGAAAUUUUGUGGUGUUAUUUUAUGAUACAGAUCGUUGAGACGGUGUUUUUUGUUUUCCUUUGGAGAUUGCAUCUUGCUUUAUUUUAUAGGACCCGUGCGCAAGAAAAUUAAGAGGCUUGAGAGCAACCAGCAGAACACGAAGAGUCGCGUGGAACUUGUUGAAGAUGGCAUGAAUGUUGUUGAGGAAAAAGUGAAUGUUGUGGAAGGCACAAUGGAUGUUGUUAAAAACACUGUGCUUAACCUACAAGGUACUCAUACACGUAGGACCACGAAGGAGGAAAAUAAUCAAAUGACCCUUACAUUACGUAAAAGGGCUUUUUACGGUCAAAAGACGGAUCCAGUGUAGUGAUAUAUCUUUGCCCGUUUGCAAACGGCUUCUUUGUGAAGAACUCCCUUGUAGUACAAGUAGUACAAAGUUUACAAAGGCUGGUUUCUCCAAAAACCAAGUUUUAAACUUGGACUGCAACUCAUUUUGCAUCCUCAGGGAGAAAAUCUCAAGUCAAUUGCACCCUGUUUGCUUCUCGCGCUUUUGCACUUCAGACAUCGCGAUUUGUUCGAAUUGUUGCCUUCUUGCAAUGUUUUAAACCCGGAGAAAAUAUUUGUAGUGCUUUUGAAGUCUUUAGAGCUCUUUCUUUCGUCGCUAGCGAAAAGUUGAAUUGUUAUUCGUGAUUCGCCGCGGUUAUUCUGUGGUUAGUUGCCUCAUUUCUGGUCGCGAGAAAGAUUGACACUAAAACUCUGACUGGCCUCUGCAGUGAGAGGAGCUGUCCUCACUGAUUGCCAUAUCCAGAGUUAGACUGUAGGAACAAUCCCUUCUAGACCACAAUAAAUGUGUAGAGCUUGAGCAGUUGUGUAUCGAGUUAAUAACUGGUGGGCAUCCUGUUUAAACAAAUUUCCCUUUGCUGUCCGCUCAUCCUUCGAUUAGAUGAUUAUUUCAAUAGGGUAUCUAUUGCCAGGCAGAUUCAAAAGUUUGAUUUUACAGGAGACACUAUCUAGCUCGCGUCUGGUUGAUUCGUCUUCACCGCCAUAACUUUAAUUUGUGUGGUGACGUUUACCAGAGUUUCCGACAAGCUAAGAAAUCCCGUAUCCAGCGCCUUUAUUCUGGCGAAUACCGCUUUCCGGGAAUAGUCAAAUCCCGUAAAGAUAUUCUGUUUUCUUAAGUCCUUUACCUUAUUUUGGUUGAAUCAUGGAUCGCGAGAAUACCCUUCCAGAUCCAGAAAGCAGUGUCUCACAGAAACUGUUUAUAUUUUGUUUACCUUUCAAUGGGUGUUCCGCAAGAGUUGUCUUGAUCGGAAAAGAAGAACUGUUAAAAAAAGGUCUAGUGAUGGGUUCUUUGAGCGCCACUGUUUUUCACUAACUGUAACUCCGUCACGCGACUACUUUUGUCCAUGCGGACAAGAAUAGUGAAGCAUCUUGUGUAAACUGAAAGCAUACAUUUGCUGGUCUUUGUCAGUGACGUGAGUUUCUGCAAUAGGGUGGCUCCGUUAUCGCGCGCUGAAGCUCUGAAAACUUUGAGAGGAAAUUACUGACGCACAGUUUGAUAGAGUUAACCAAUAAGUUAAUGGCGCUGGUUAAGCUUUAGAUGUUUACAUUUUUUUUCUUAAAGUAGCUUUUAUUCAGAAUAGUAUUUACAAAUUUGCGUAAUUAUACCGUGUACACUGUUCAGAACAGCACUUCGUUACAAAACAAACAAGCCAUAACUUUUGGUAUACUCCGUAUGGCAACAUAACUAAAAUGAGACUGAGUGGAAGACAAUACUUCUGAAAAAAUAUAAGUUUGUUGUUGCUUUCCUUCCCACAGAACAAGUACAAGACCUGGUAAAGUCUAAAGGUUCUGAAGUCGCGAUGGCAUGCGCUGAAAGUCCCAAACCAGCCGGUAAGUUGCAUCAAAACGGAUAACUUUCCGUGGAGUAACAUUCAACUUUACUCCUGUUUUCAUGAGCCCCCUGCCGUAUACUUCGCUCAGUUUUUUUAAUUGAAAUUGGGCUUUCGUCUGACUCAGCGUAAAUUGUUAAUUAAAUUUCUUCCACUGAACUUUAGUAAACCAAAGAUAAUGCUUACUGGUACGAAUCAAGAGUUGAAGGAUGCAGAUUUCUUUUUUUGCGCAAUUUUUUAAUACCUUGGUGUUCAAUUCAACUCCGCACUCUCAUAGUAGGAGCAAACAAGCUUCCUUAGCAAUCCUGCUUAGGCAUAACGUUUAGAAACGUGAGAUCUUGCCUCUCUCUGUUUUUAUCAGGCUUUGUAAUGGUACGAUGCUGUGUGGAUGUUAUUUGGCGAAUUCGUCACCACUCUUGAUCACAAUGGCAUAAAUGGCCAGACACCAGACUAUUUGUGUAGACUUACCUCUGUUUAAACUUUCCUCUGAUAGGCACAAUUUAUUUUUAUAUUUUACUGUAAAUCAAAGGUGUCCCCCAGUUAUUUAUGUCUAUCUCUUAAAAUUGAAUUACUGUUGUAGUACCGUAUCUCAUUUCGACUAACUUAGGCUAAACAGGAUCAGAACAGGAUAUAUAAUGUUUAAAUAUUUCUUUUUCGAUGCAAUGAAGGCAUGAAACGAUUGCACAUACAGCCUAUUACCGAUAAAUUUUCCAACAAACCAAUUUCCUUUGCAAUUUGUUCACGUCUGUCACAUGCCUAAACUCAUUAAAGAGUGCCUUGAUCAUUACUUGGCUUCGUGGUGUAACAGAUAAGAACGUGUCUUAUAGGGAAGGGGUAAAGUGGGGGCUUACAGUGUUGGGUUUCAUGAUUAGUUUAUUUGCUGUUUAGCUCAUGAUGUUAAUUAACUUCCUAGAUUACCCACACAAUUUUGUAGAGCUGAUCAAAAGAGAUUACAAAGACGCCGUACUGUGUCCGUUCCCCUGGUGCGAGGAAGAGUUGCAAAUGGAACUUUCUGAGAUCUUUACUAGACUGAAGAUAGUUGGUAGGAAGAAAGAAAGAGCGAGGUUAACAAAGGACAUUGUGAAAAUGACGGAUGUGUUCACUCCACACAAACAAUGUGAAAAGCCAAGAGUGGUGCUGAUCGAGGGGCUACCUGGAAUGGGCAAAACCACUUACUGUCAGAAGCUUGGGUAUGAUUGGUCAGUGAAGGACAUUUCACUCGAAGCUUGUUUUCCUAAAGUGGACAUGCUUCUUCGACUGACUUGUCGGGACAUGAAAACCACCAACAUCGAGGAUGCUAUUAAUGAUCAGUUACUACCACUUGAUACAGAUGAGAAGGAGAGAGAGAACGUCUUUCAUUUCAUUCGCUGCAAUCAAUCCAGAAUCUUGCUAGUUCUUGACGGACUGGAUGAAUUGCCUCAAGAUCUUUUUGAGGGACUGUUGCCUUUAAUCAGAGGAAGAGUCUUUUCUAACACAUACCUCCUUUUAACAGCUCGGCACGAAGCUGGAAUGAAAGUGCGGAAGUACUGUGACACGCUUCUUGAGAUUGUUGGUUACACUAGCGGAGAUGCCGAUAGUUACAUCAAGAAGUAUUUUAGCAAUCACGACGAUCCAAGCCUUGCUAAGAAACUGAUAAGAGGUCUAGAUAGGAACCAAAAGCUGAGGGAAUUAUCUGCCAAUCCUCUUAAUACAGCACUCUUGUGUCUUGUUUGUGAAGAUUCGCGCGGAAUAUUCCCUCAUAACAGAACCCUGCUGUACCAUGAACUUGUCUCGUGUGUUCUUAGAAGGUAUUUUUCAAGGAAGAAAAUCGUUCUAGGUAACAAAAGUCCGAUCGAGGAAUGUUCAGAUCAGCUGAAUCAGUUGGGAAAAUUCGCCCUUACUGCUCUGCUAAAAGAUCAAUUAGCCUUCACUCCAGAGGAGUUGAAAAGUCAGUCAACGGAAUUCCUCGGAUUCGGUUUUCUCUCUCGUGAAGCGAGUGCAAGUAAAAUGAAGCCCAAGGCAACGUAUGCGUUUACCCACAAGACCUUUCAGGAAUAUUUUGCUGCAUUCCACCUGGCUCAUGGAUUGGCAAUUGGUGAAAGUGACGAGGUCGCGUUGCUUGCUCAGCUCAGUCCUGUUGAUAAAUACUGGCAGGUGUGGGAGUUUCUCAUCACAAUGGCAGCAACUAAAGAUGAUAAUUCAAGUGUUUUGGUAGUGUCGAAUCUCUGUGCUUCCUAUCAGCAAAAAAAACCUAAGCGAUUCUUCCUCGAUAUGUAUGUACAGCAGGAAGAAUAUGGCGAUGACGAUUCCUCAGAAGAAGAGGAGAUGUUCGGAAUGGAGGAUUGGUUUUACAACUAUGAACAGGACUACAGAUCUGAAAGUGAACAAGAUGACGACGAUGUUGAUAGCUGCAGUCUGGUUAACAGCGAUGUUGACAGUAACGAUGAAAGAGAUAACUUUUCUGACGAUAUCUUGGCUAACGUUUGUAUAGAUGCUUCACAUGAGUGGGUUGAAAGUUUCCAAGGAAGAUGGAUGCUCGGAUAUGAUUCUGAGUUAGACUUCUUUGAAGCUAUAAUUUAUACCAUUGCUCAGUGUGAAAAGCCUAAAAGUGAACUCAGUCCGAACCAGAUCAAAAUGGCAGCUACGCUAGCACGCUGCCUUCCUUUGGAGAAAAUGACAGUUCGUCCCUAUGACGAUUGUUUGCUCACGCGCAACGAACAAUGUAUUCUCGUUUUGUCUGAAUACCUGAAAGGCAACAGGCAGCUGAAAGACUUUGCUUGGUACGGGAGAUCUUGGUGUGAGUUAAGUUCAGCAGCAAUUGGAUAUGUGCUCCAACCAAGUCAUGAGCUCAAGCGCUUAUAUGUUUUGAACGAUUUAAGUAACUCUGUACUCACAUCGGCUCUUCAGGCAAAUCGAACGGUAACUCAUCUAAGGCUGAAUAUUACUGCAACCUGCCUAACAGGAGCUAAGGCAUUUUGCGGAGUUCUUCAAACAAAUCAAUCUUUGACGCAUUUGUGUUUGGCUCACAAUGAUCUAACUAAUAUUGAAGCAGAAGCGUUAGCACAAGGUCUCCUGUCAAAUAGUGUGCUAGUGUAUUUAAAUUUACGUGCGAACAAAAUUGGGAGAUCAAGGAAUUGUUGCACUUUCUAA